ACCUUCAGUUCCGUACAACAAUGGCUCUCCAAGCUGCUUAUUCUCUUCUUCCUUCAUCCAUUUCAAUCCAAAAAGAGGGCAAAUUCAAUGCUUCUCUAAAGGAGACGACUUUAACUGGUUCUUCAUUUGCCAACCAUCUUAGAGCUGACAAGAUCUCCACACUGUUAACCAUCAAGGAACAGAGAAGACAAAAACCGCGAUUUUCCACCGGUAUUCGUGCACAGACAGUUACAGCCACGCCACCGGCAAGCGAGGCAUCGCCGGAGCAAAAGAAGACUGAGAGAAAAGGCACUGCAGUGAUCACUGGAGCUUCGUCUGGUUUAGGUUUAGCUACAGCCAAAGCUUUAGCAGACACAGGGAAAUGGCAUGUGAUCAUGGCUUGUAGGAACUUUCUCAAGGCCGAGAAAGCAGCGAGAUCUGUAGGAAUGUCUAAGGAAGAUUACACUGUGAUGCAUCUUGAUCUUGCUUCGCUUGAAAGCGUGAAGCAGUUCGUUGAAAAUUUCAGGAGAACAGAACAACCCCUCGAUGUUCUUGUCUGCAAUGCCGCGGUUUACCAACCAACUGCUAAAGAACCUUCUUUUACAGCUGAAGGCUUUGAGCUAAGCGUUGGAACCAACCAUCUUGGUCAUUUUCUUCUUUCAAGAUUGCUUCUUGAUGACCUGAAAAAAUCUGAUUAUCCAUCAAAACGUAUGAUCAUCGUAGGAUCUAUAACAGGAAACACAAAUACUUUGGCUGGAAAUGUACCGCCAAAGGCAAACCUUGGUGACCUAAGAGGCUUAGCAUCUGGAUUGAAUGGGCAAAACAGUUCAAUGAUAGAUGGAGGAGAGUUUGAUGGAGCAAAGGCUUACAAAGACAGCAAAGUCUGCAAUAUGCUGACAAUGCAGGAGCUUCACAGACGUUACCACGAGGAAACCGGAGUCACGUUUGCCUCUCUUUACCCUGGUUGCAUUGCUACAACAGGGUUGUUCAGAGAACACAUACCGUUGUUUCGGCUUCUUUUUCCGCCUUUUCAGAAGUAUAUCACCAAAGGUUAUGUAUCUGAAGAGGAAGCUGGGAAAAGAUUAGCACAGGUUGUGAGUGACCCUAGUCUUGGAAAGUCAGGAGUGUAUUGGAGCUGGAACAAUAACUCGUCAUCGUUUGAGAAUCAGCUCUCUAAAGAAGCAAGUGAUGCAGAGAAGGCAAAGAAACUGUGGGAGGUUAGCGAGAAGCUUGUUGGUUUGGCUUGAAAUUAAGAUUUUUGAUAUGCAAAUUCAUAUAGAUUACUAUGUUUGGUGACAUGUACCAUAAGUAUGAUCAAUCAGAACAAUAUAUUCGAGUGAAGUUCAAUAGAGUGAAUAAUCGAAUUUGAUUCUG
Molecule: messenger RNA, 1353 nt
Organism: Arabidopsis arenosa
Lineage: Eukaryota; Viridiplantae; Streptophyta; Magnoliopsida; Brassicales; Brassicaceae
Source: the annotation of a GenBank genome assembly